Molecule: messenger RNA, 2083 nt
Organism: Fragaria vesca subsp. vesca
Lineage: Eukaryota; Viridiplantae; Streptophyta; Magnoliopsida; Rosales; Rosaceae
Exons: 10
Coding region: 147-1589 (480 amino acids)
Source: RefSeq, a predicted model, not a curated record
CUGCGUUUAAUGGUGCCGUGUCGUGCUGGUGCUAAGCGUGCCCGUUUGCCACCUCUGGGUGGAGAAGAGUCGGAAGACAUUUGAAUCAAUAUAUACCACCCCAACGCCGCGCUUCUCUUGUAUCGAGUGUGUUGUGGGACGCAGCCAUGGCCCUACAUCUCCUCUUCGUUUUCAGUCUCUUUAUCUCAUUCUUAUGUUCAUCAACUGGCGGGAUCACUCUCAAAGGUAUUGAUAUUGAAAACCCAGUAAUUAAUGUCAACCCGGCACCGGUUUCUGGUUCCAAAGAUGCUUUAUUCUGUGAACGAGUUCGAGUAUCUGGUAUAUCUAGAUCAAAUCUUGCGAGUUAUGCUAAUUCCUUUCGGAUUUCGCUGUCUCCAUCUGUCGUAAUCCCAGAGAGACUGCAUAGCAGAAUUGCUAUCUGUUUUCACAGUAAUGCCUCGCUUGGACUCUGUCAGUGUAGAAAGGAUGAUUGGAAAACUCUUGAGAAUGGGUUAUGGGAAUCUGUCAUGUCCCCUUAUCAGGAAAAAUAUGUUGAUGUCAAGUACAUUGGCAAUUCACUUGGGUGUUCCACUCUCACUGUUGAACAAGUCUCUCAGCAAUGGCGCCUAUUGUUUCUAGCCAUGGGAUUCAGUUUACUGUUGCUGGCACCGAGCAUCAGUAGUUGGGUUCAUUUUUAUUACAGCACUUCAAUGGUUAUAGGAGUUUUUAUGGUCAUUAUAUUCCUUCUCUUCCAGGGAAUGAAAUUGCUGCCAUUUGGAAGAAAAAAUUUCUUCUAUCUUGUUACUAUAUAUGGAUCAGUGCUUGGAGCUGGAUCUUAUGUUUUUCAGCACUUCUCUGCCAUGGUAAAUUCAUUUCUUGUGAAUUUUGGGAUAAGUGAAGACAUGCACAAUCUGAUCUCAAAAUUUUUACUGGUUGCAAUUAUCGUUACGGGUGCUGCACUAGGUUACUGGAUUGGGAGGAAGUUUUUCAUCUCAAAAGAUGGAACAGUAGAUGUUUCUGUAGCCCAAUUUGCUAUGUGGGCAAUACGCUUUUUCGGAAUCACGUUCAUCUCUCAGAGCACUCUCGAUACACCUUUGGCUAUUGGGGCGUUGGUUUCCUGCUUGGGUAUCUGCAAGCUUAUCACUUCUCUGAAAUGGCAUGGCAGAAUGAACCAGUCAAAUGGUGCGAGUGGGAGACUUCUACUGCAGAAAAGAAGACACAGUCGUUCAGAGUUCCUUAGUAGGUCCAGCCCACUAGAGGCAUGGAACAGUACAAGGGAUGCAUCUGCUUGGUCUGAUUCUCCUGUUAAAGGUGUUGUAUCGCCAUCUUUUAGGGCAUGUAAUCAACAGGAGUACUAUUCAACCUUCCACAAAAUGCGAAACCAAAAGUUCACAAAGAAAGAGUGGGAUGAGUUUACACGGGAAUCAACGCGACAUGCUCUAGCAGAAUGGGCAGCAUCUCCUGAAUUCACUGAUUGGGUUAUGGAGCAUGCCGACCGCAUUCAACUCCUUCCAAGCGAUAGUUCAGAUGAAACUGUGGGAAGUGAUUCUGAUUCUACAGAUGAGAAUGACGUGGGUAGCAUGGAUCGGUGUGGUUUUCUCAAAUGGUAGUGGUCGACGUAAAAUUUUAUGCCAACAAUUGCAGUUUAGUUGUCUUUAGUACCUGCUAAUGUACAUCACACAGAUUUGGACUGCCUGCAGAAAGACAACAUGUAAAGUUUUAUAGAACUGGGUAGGGAUGACUUGAUUUUUUGCACCAUUCAGCGUUAUAGUGAGCCUCGUGGAGUCACCCAAAUAGUUAACUAUCUCAUGGGCGCAGCAAUCUUUCACAAGUAGUUUCUGCUACAAGUUUGUGGCAUAUAGAAGCUGCCGUAAGUUUUAGCCAGUGUCUUUCUGAUUGUUGAACGGAUAAUUCUCCGACUGUGUUCUUUCAACCUGCCGUGAGUUUGAACUGAAGUCUUGUACUGUUCCUGCAAAGCAUCAAAACUGACCGUGGGUCAUUGAACAAAAAAAAUAAAAAGAAAGAAAGAGAAGGGAAAGCACCGUAAGACCUAGUUUGGUACAACUUCGCAUUUAAAAAAAUCAGCUUCUAUUUGAACUUUUAG